CUUAACGAGCUGUCUAUUGGAUUUUCAUUUUCAAGUGAGUGAGACUAGAUUAAUAGAUACAUUUGUUUUAGUAUAAUGAUACAACAUGAUAAAUUAUCUCUACAUACAUAAUAAAACAUUUUAACUAGUUUAACUAGCGUUAAACAGAAAUUAAUUGGGUACGAUUAAUUGUGAUAUUUUUCACUUUGCUAACAGCACACAUAUGGAUGUUAAAAGGAUGCUAUGGGACGUUUCAAGGAGAUGGUACGCGUGUAAAAUAGUGUGUCUGGUCUCAUGUUUGAUAGCGUUCUAUGUAGUGACGCAGUCCACCAUUUCACAGACUAAAGGUAAAGAUGUAAAACGGCAGUUAAACGAUGGUAGACCGUGUACGAGUACGUUCUUGCAGCCACAAAGAGCCAACAUGGAGAAGAUCUCGUCCUACGAGUUCCCUGACGUUCAACAUUAUAUCCAUGAACUAUUUCCGGAGAAACCCGUCCAAGACACCCGCGAGACGUUGUCAAGCCCGGUUUUCGUCACCGCCUAUUCGUCGAACCAUUUCGUCGAAUCCAAGCGUCUGUUUGAAAACAUUAACUCAAUAGUGCGGAGGCAGUUUCCGGCCUUGAAAGUGAUAGUUUACAGCAUGGACCUUUCACAGUCAUUAAUCAGAGAGUUACUUACCUUUUGCCAGUGCGAGGUUCGCCAGUUCCGAUUCGACUUCUAUCCUCCGCACGUGCGAGUAAUAUACGGUUACACAUGGAAACCGCUCGUGCUACAGGAGGUCGCCAAGGAACAUCCCUUUGUCGUAUGGAUGGACACGUCCGUGCGUUUCGACGACCUCGAUCUGAGGCCAUUUUUCCAAAGAGCGAAAUAUUUAGGCGUUGUCGUCUCGACCGGACAGGGAUCCGUAGCGAUGCGCACGCAUACGAAAACAUUCGAAUUUCUCAACGAGGAGCCAUGCGCGUUUAAAAACGCCACCGAGUUUCAGGCUGGAUACAUAAUGUUAUAUUCGAAUCCGACAGUGACUCAGUACUUCAUGAAACCCUGGGUGUCGUGUGCUUUAACGCUGGGAUGCAUGUUUCCCGAUUAUAAAGCGCGGGAAUACAUCGGCUGCGGAAACUACGGGGAGGUUUACUUCGACUGCCACCGGUUUGACCAGUCUAUUUUGAAUAUUUUGAUUCGGAGACUAUUUGGCACCCAGUCAGACGCCCAUGCCAUAGCGACCAAACAGUACCAUAGUUUUUGCAAAGGAAUCGACACAAGUUGGUAUCUGCCGUCGUUUAUUUAUGAAAAACCUUUACGUGAAAUUUAUUCAGAGACGUGUUUCUAGUCCUUGAUUUUGCUCAAAUACGGUGUUCACUCAUUUUUUUAUCUCCUACUGUAUGUCACUAUGUUCAAUGUUUUAUUGUUUUACUGGUUUGAUAAUUUCGCAUAUUUAUAUUAUAAAACAUGUUCGAUGCCAAGUUA
Messenger RNA from Dreissena polymorpha, 1443 nucleotides. RefSeq lists its product as uncharacterized. NCBI's taxonomy places the organism in Eukaryota, Metazoa, Mollusca, Bivalvia, Myida, Dreissenidae. The transcript has 6 exons. Bases 203 to 1306 code for a protein of 367 amino acids. The record is from RefSeq and is a predicted model, not a curated record.